UAGAUAUUGUCUCUCUCUUUCUGUCUCUCUCUCCCAUCUGCUAACACAGCCAGAGGGAGGAGCCAAAUAAAAAUUUUCUUUUUGUUCUUCAAAAGCGAAGCCCCGACUCAUGCGGUUCGGAUCUGGAUUAUCAAAGAUCCGAUUCGCAUCUAUCUCUUUACUUUCCCGUCUGAUCUGAUCCAAGACGAACCUACCCGGCCUAGAAAAAUGACUCGUCGCUGCUCGCAUUGCAGCCACAACGGUCACAACUCUCGGACCUGCCCGAACCGAGGGGUCAAGCUUUUCGGAGUCCGGUUGACUGACGGGUCGAUUCGGAAGAGCGCCAGCAUGGGUAACUUAAGCCAAUACUCUGGGUCGAAUUCUGGCCCGCAUAACGGGAACGGGUCGGGUUCUCCUGGUGAGGGUCCGGAUCACGCUGACGGUUAUGCUUCUGAGGAUUUUGUCCCCGGGUCGUCUUCGAGUCGUGAAAGGAAAAAAGGUGUUCCUUGGACGGAAGAGGAGCAUAGGAUGUUUCUUCUUGGUCUGCAGAAGCUUGGGAAAGGUGAUUGGCGUGGAAUCUCACGCAAUUAUGUUAUAUCAAGGACUCCUACUCAAGUAGCUAGCCAUGCUCAAAAAUAUUUCAUCAGGCAGUCCAAUUUUUCUAGGAGGAAAAGACGUUCCAGCCUCUUUGAUAUCGUAGCAGAUGAAUCGGGCGACACUCCAAUGGUAUCACAGGAUUUGUUCUCUGCAAACCAUUCACAGGCUGAAACACAGAGCAAUGACCAGUUGCCUAUUCCUCCUCCAUUGGAUGAAGAAGAUGAAUCAAUGGAUUCCAACAACUCGAAUGAUGGGGAAACUGUUCCUCCAAAGCUGGAGAGCUCACAAUCCUGUUACCCAGUGGUAUAUCCUGCUUACUUCUCACCAUUCAUUCCAUUUUCAUUUCCAUAUUGGAUGGGUUAUAACACAGAACCAACCAAGAAGGACACACAUGAAGUACUCAAGCCAACAGCAGUACAUUCAAAGAGCCCAAUCAAUGUUGAUGAACUGGUGGGAAUGUCAAAAUUGAGCUUGGGAGAAUCUAUUGGUGAUAGUGGUCCGUCCUCUCUUUCAUUAAAACUUGAUGGUUCAUCCAGGCAGUCUGCGUUCCAUGCCAAUCCUGCUUCUGGUAAUUCAAGCAUGAAUUCAAGUGGGAGCCCAAUCCAUGCGGUUUAAGAUCAACUUUAUCUGAAAUUUAGGUCUUAGGUUAGCUCAGGGUUUAUGAGCAGUACAGGUUAUUGUUAAUAGAAGACUAAGACUAAUAAUGUGAAGUCUGGUUUGGGUUUAGUUAUAUAUUUCUUUUGUGCGAUCAACUCAAUAAGUUUGUUUUUCUGUUUUUCAGUAACUUAAUUCAAUGCUUAGCUUAGGCUGCAGCAUCUUGUUAGAAAUUAUUCGAAUCUUUUAGCAGUUUGUUGGUA
This is a messenger RNA of Durio zibethinus, 1433 nucleotides long. Its product is annotated as transcription factor KUA1-like. The record is from RefSeq and is a predicted model, not a curated record. NCBI's taxonomy places the organism in Eukaryota, Viridiplantae, Streptophyta, Magnoliopsida, Malvales, Malvaceae. Gene Ontology annotation, biological process: response to gibberellin; response to ethylene. Gene Ontology annotation, molecular function: DNA binding.